This is a messenger RNA of Phycomyces blakesleeanus NRRL 1555(-), 2004 nucleotides long. RefSeq lists its product as hypothetical. Lineage: Eukaryota; Fungi; Mucoromycota; Mucoromycetes; Mucorales; Phycomycetaceae. The record is from RefSeq and is a predicted model, not a curated record. The coding region runs from base 1 to 2004 and encodes 667 amino acids. The transcript has 8 exons.
AUGUUUGCCAUUGCCAAUCCCGAUGAAGUUCGUUGCAAAUGCACAAGAUGCAAUUGCAAUCCUCUCAGAUACACCAUGACAGAUAAAAGAACUGCCAAGCGUUAUGCCCAGAAUGAUAAUGACAGGAAUAUAGAUAAAACCAUUAAUGAACAAAUAGUUUUGACAGCCAAAGUAAACUCUGGUGAAGCUGAUAUGGACGUAGAUCAAAUUGAAGAACAUAUUGAAUAUGAUAAUUACUCCGUUGGUGCACCCUCACCAGAGCAGUAUGUCAAUACCCACUUACCUCUUUUGGUGGAAGAAUCUCUUUUUGAAACAGAGGAGUAUACUUCAGAGUAUGAGUCUGAAUAUGAGUCGUCGGAUGAAUUUAAGCAAGAAGAACAGAACAGAGAAGUCUACAGAAAACCUUCCACAGAAUAUUUGGCAUCGAAUGAAGACACAGUAAUUUUGAUUACAUUCAUAAAUACAAUCCUCGAACAUUAUGGAGAGGAUUUCCGACUUCCCACAAGCAUUCUGGGUUUGAGGAAAAUGACAGGAUACAAUGACUUGACAAACGGCGUAUCAAAAUAUGUAGCAUGCAGUAAUUGUCACACAUUGUACAAUUACAGCAACAACACACAUACAUCCUGCAAUUUCAAAAGAGUUGGUAGUAAGGCGUAUUGUAAGAAUGAUCUCUAUAAGUCUAGUAUGAAGAACGCUAUGAUUUCAAAGUGCACAUUUAUUUAUAACUCGUUGACAACUACCUUGAAAAAAAUGUUUACACGUCCUUCUUUUGAGAUGCGUGCAACCAUUAUCGAUCCUAUGCACAACCUUUUUCUCAGGACUGCAAAACGAAUGAUGGAUAUUUGGAUUGCAAACAAUUUGCUUGAUGACAAAGAUUUUGUAGAGAUGCAGGAAGAGGCCAAUAGAAUGGUACUCCCUGUAGGAUAUAUGACUCUGAAGAUAAAGAUUGGAAAGAAAUUUCCGUUUAUGAAGGCAGAUGAGUGGAAAUCAUGGUGCCUGAUAUACUCUCUUGUUCUGCUUAAGACAUGCCUGCGAGAUGAUCUACUUGGCAAUUGGAUCCAUUUUGUUGAUGCAUGCAGAGAAUUGACAAAGCCAAGUAUCACCAAAAAUGAGAUCAAAAAAGCUCACAAAAGUUUGGAGGAGUUCUGUGUUGGUUGUGAAGACUUUCAUAAACCAGAUGUAUUCACACAAAACAUGCAUCUCCAUCUCCACCUAAAAGAAACAAUUGAGAACUUUGGGCCAAUUUACGGAUUUUGGCUAUUUAGCUUUGAGCACUAUAAUGGUGUAUUGAAAGGGUUUGAGACAAACCAGAAGAGUGGGUUCGAGAAUACCUACAUGAAAAGGUUUCUUGAGAGUUCUUACAAUGGUGACUUUUGUCAAGCAUAUCUCAGAAAUGUUACCAGCCCUUUACUCUUCUCUCUCUUUCUCAAGCUGUCUGGCCGUAAAAUCUAUAAUCCUGCACUUUCGCCACAUCCUUUGAUACCGGCAUUCUUUCACUUGCCAGCGUUCCUACAAUCCGCUGAAAAGUCUUCAAAGCAAACAUUUGGCAACGAACCUCUACCUCUUUCCACUCUACCAUUAUGUUUGAAGCCACCAACAACAAUGAGAAAAUCCGAGUAUGAUUGUCUGCUCAAUUUCUAUAAAAUUGAGUAUGACGAUGAUUCUCUUUGCAGUGCCAAGACAACAAUCAGGAAUUGUUGUGGAGACUCUGAGGAAAGAUAUGCUGGUCGUAUUAAGUACUUGUUCUUGCACGAUUUUACACCAAACCUCAUGCACACCAACCUUUCCCCUUGUCACAACCCCCAACACUACAAAAUUCCUUGCCAUCAACCUAGAAUCAAGCAGGGCAUCGAGUUGUAUGAGCCAGAAUUUCUGAAGUAUGACUACAACAACAUUCUGCCUGUCCACCGCAUCUUGUCGCCAAUUGCAAUUGGAAGUCAUGUGUCUGGUAGUGGUGCGGCAAAAGUCGUUGUUAUUCCUCUGCCAAGAAAGCUGUACACUUAA